UUUGUGUAGUAUUGUCACUAUUACAUACAUUCGUACAGCAGAAUCCAAGGAAACUAAGAAUUCUUUCAUUGAGUAAAUUCAGUGUCGUCAAACGGAACGUUAAAAAUUAAGAUUUCAUAGAUAUCAUUGUUUUUAUAUAGGUUUUAAUCGUAGUUUUUGUAGUUGUGUUUCUUCAUAAAUUUACAAAUAUGAAAAUUUUGCAGUCCAGUUGCAUUACAUUGUUGUCGAUGCUUUGUAUUUUACCAAUGUUUAUACUGUCUUCUACUGAUGAAACAUACGAAAAGGAACGCAGUAAAAUCAUAAACAACGAAAACGACCAGCGUUUAGGAUCGGAGUUGACUUUGAACCGCGAAGAAAAACAAAUAAGUGAUCAUUUGAUGAAGUUAAAAGAGCAAGAGACGGGACUAUACAUGUCAGGAGUGGAAUUGAACCCUUCAUCCAUACUAUUUACUGAUGCCAAAAAGCAAAUUGAUCAGAGCAAAGUCUUUCAUUUUCUCCAGAAGAUGCCUAAAGGUGGUGUGCUCCAUGUCCACGGCACUGCAAUGACUAGUGUUGACUGGCUUGUCUCAUUUGUCACUUACAUGCCGAAUUGUUACAUGUGUUGGGAUCGGCAAAGGGAAAUAGUUUUCAAAUUCCUAUUUUGCCCGAAAUUACCAAAACCGACAAAAGGUAAGUGCUCCUCAACACCCUAUUCCCGAGUCAACUUGGAAGGAAUUGUGAUCGCUGGUUGUAGCUGGGAACGUGUCUGCUACGCCAGAAAGUAUUAUACUGAGGGUGCGAAAGCUUUCGAUAAGAUGUUGAUCAACUCAAUUAUAUUCAACAGCGAUAAACUUAUGUCAGUCACAUCAAAUCAAACUGCAAUAUGGAAAACUUUUGAAGAAUAUUUCUCGCUUACGAGAAACCUGAUUCGUUAUAAACCUGUAUUCUCAAAGUACAUUCAUCAUGGUUUAACUGAAUUAUUAAAAGACAAUAUCCAACACGUUGAAAUACGCAUCUCUUUGUCAUCAACAUACCAACUUGAUGGAAAUCGGUCCAGUUCCCUAACCGUAGCAGAGCAAUUGGUUAGUGCAAUCAAUUCGUUCAGAAGGGAAGAAUGUUCGAACUGUACUGUUCGAAUAAUCGUCACUUGCCACAGAAAUGCACCAGACUCGGUCAUCUCGCAGAGGUUAGAAGACGCAAUAAGCAUCAGCCAAAAGUACCCAAAAUACUUUGCUGGUUUUGAUUUAGUGGGUCAAGAAGAUACGGGAAAAACUCUGAAGACUUUAAUGAAUAUACUGAAAAACAAAAAUAUAUCAUUCUUCUUUCAUGCCGGAGAAACCAAUGAACAAGGAUCACCUAUUGAUGAAAAUCUUGUGGAUGCUAUUCUUCUUGGAACAAAGAGAAUAGGUCAUGGCUAUGCCUUAGUAAAACAUCCAGCACUCUUAAAAUUAGUACAGAAACGAAAUCUUCCGAUUGAAGUUUGCCCUAUAUCCAACCAGGUAUUAGGUUUCGUGCAUGAUCUGAGGAACCACCCAGCGAAUUAUUUAAUUGCAAAUAAUUACCCGGUGGUCAUCAGUAGUGACGACCCAGCUGUCUGGCAAGCAUCUGGAUUGUCUCACGACUUUUAUUUAACUUUUAUGGGGAUGGUUUCCAUGAAAGCGGAUCUUCGAGUCCUAAAGCAACUUGCAAUCAACUCCAUCAAAUUUAGUUCCCUUCCAGCUGCUGAACGAGAAAUAGCUCUGGAGGACUGGAAACAGCGAUGGAACAAUUUCAUCACUCUGGCUAUUUAUUACCUGGACGAGAGUAAAAGACGAGGACCGGUCACGGAAGAAAGUUUUCUCGACCAUGUGAAUCAGGACACGUUCAGAAGCGUAUUCAGAGAAUCAUUCAAUAAGUAAUAUAUGUAUCUGUCAAUGAGCUAAACAAUCGGCCAAUCAACAAACCAGUAUAUGAACCAAUCAAAGAAUUAGCAGAUCAACAAGCCAAUGAGUUAAAAAGCCAACUAAUUAACCAAUCAACAAACUAACCGACCCACCAUUCAACUUGCUUAUGUCCCAACCUAUUAUAUAAUCAAAUAACCAAUCAGAAUAUUACUAGCCAACGAACUAACUAGGGAAUGUACCAAAUUAUCAACCAAGCAACCA
Messenger RNA from Octopus sinensis (East Asian common octopus), 2123 nucleotides. Its product is annotated as adenosine deaminase 2-A-like. Gene Ontology annotation, biological process: inosine biosynthetic process; adenosine catabolic process. The transcript has 11 exons. Gene Ontology annotation, molecular function: adenosine deaminase activity. Bases 189 to 1877 code for a protein of 562 amino acids. NCBI's taxonomy places the organism in Eukaryota, Metazoa, Mollusca, Cephalopoda, Octopoda, Octopodidae. The record is from RefSeq and is a predicted model, not a curated record.